Messenger RNA from Helianthus annuus (common sunflower), 1518 nucleotides. Its product is annotated as protein trichome birefringence-like 13. The coding region runs from base 93 to 1358 and encodes 421 amino acids. Gene Ontology annotation, cellular component: Golgi apparatus. The transcript is spliced from 6 exons. NCBI's taxonomy places the organism in Eukaryota, Viridiplantae, Streptophyta, Magnoliopsida, Asterales, Asteraceae. Gene Ontology annotation, molecular function: O-acetyltransferase activity. The record is from RefSeq and is a predicted model, not a curated record.
CCCUUUUAUUUUUCGAACCAAACCAUCGGAAAACCCCCCAACAGAGCACCGCGGCGGCGAUCACGCCGGGAACGCCAUCACCACCACCACAAAUGGCGUCAAACCACCACUACAGACGACCUCACCAACCUCUGACUUCUCCCUCCACCACCUACUUGUACAUCUUCCUCUCCAUAAUCACCCUCACCGCUCUUUUCCUCUACUCCUCUCACCACUUCACCUCCUCCACCACACCUAUAACAAUAAAACCGAUCAAUCAACACAUAUCCGGACAAAUCAACGACAAUGAAGCAUCAGCGGCAGUGUGCGAUUACUCGGAAGGCAAGUGGUUCUACGAUCCGACGGUCAGAUCUGGACGGUAUGAUGAGACGUGUAAGGAGAUAUACAAAGGAUGGAAUUGCAUUGCUGGUAAUAGAUCCGGUGCCAAGGAGAUUCUCAAGUGGCGGUGGCAGCCCAAUCACUGUGCGCUUCCGCAGUUUGAUCCCAUUCGCUUUCUCCAAUCGCAUAGGGAUAUUAGUAUCGGGUUUGUUGGUGACUCCUUAAAUAGGAACAUGUUUGUUUCUCUCUUCUGUUCUCUGAGACGUGUUACUGAUGAAGUAAAGAAGUGGCGUCCUGCUGGAGCUGAUCGUGGCUUUACGUUUCUCAAGUACAACCUCACUAUAGCAUAUCAUCGAACUAAUCUGUUGGCACGUUAUGGUAGGUGGUCAGGCAAUGCUAAUGGUGGUGAGCUGGAAUCUCUAGGGUAUAAAGAAGGUUACAGAGUUGAUGUUGAUAUACCUGACGGAACAUGGGCCGAGGCUCCAAGUUUUCAUGACAUUCUCAUAUAUAACACCGGCCACUGGUGGUGGGCUCCUUCCAAGUUUGAUCCUGUGAACUCCCCUAUGCUUUUUUAUGAAAAUGGUCAGCCAUUGAUACCGCCCUUGUCUCCUGAAGUCGGGCUUGAUGUAGUUUUAAAACACAUGAUAUCAUACGUGGAAGAAAAGGCAAGGCCAGGGACCGUUCUUUUUUUCCGUACUCAAUCACCUCGGCAUUUUGAAGGUGGUGACUGGGACCAAGGUGGUUCAUGUGCACGUCUGCAGCCAUUAUCACCACAUGAGGUUGAAGAAUUCUUUUCUGUGCAAAAUAAUGGAACAAACGUUGAAACACGGCUUGUGAACGAACACCUAUAUGAAGCAAUUAAGGGUAGUGCUUUUCGGUUACUGGAUAUUACGCGUAUGAGUGAGUUUAGAGCAGAUGCUCAUCCUUCUUUGGCUGGUGGAAAGAAACAUGAUGAUUGCAUGCACUGGUGCUUACCUGGCAUUACCGAUACUUGGAAUGAUUUGUUCAUCCAACAUCUAAGUAGCAUUAAGAUACGUUAACUGAAUAUUUAUUGUUCACGUAUGCUGAGGUAUAGAUUGUACAUUUUACAUUAUAUUAUUACUAGGAUUAGUUACAAUCCUUUGCUUUUUCCUGUUAUCAUAUCAUAUAUUUAUCUUGUAUUAUGAACUCUUGUAUUAUACCAUAAUUUUGUUUUUUUUA